GGAGGAGGACUACGGAGGUGCCGCCGCUGCUGCUGCUUUGUGUCGGUCCUGUCCGCUGCCAGCCUGCAGCCGCAAACCACAAACAACAGCACGGGAAAACAAUAAGAACAAACAAACGCAGGUGGUGUUGUGCUUUACACACAAUGGCCGUCUCCUGGAGUCUGCUGGCGUUCCUGUUUGCCACCCUGGUCCUGUCGCACAGCGCUGAGCCCGGAUCCCCUCACGGCAAGAGGAGACAGGCACAGACCUCAGCAGGUGGCGGCAACAUCCAGCUGCACCCCCUUCAAGGUCUACAGGGCCACCGUUACAGCAGGGACCGCGGAGGGCACGGGGGCCAGGGGGCCCGUGCCGCCAAGGGCGGAGCCGGGCUGCUCUCCCACAGGCCCCUGCACCCCCUGGCCAGGCCCGAGGAUGACGGGACGGGCCUGGAGAGUUUGAGCCCGGUGAGACUCGAGAUGGGCCCGGGCAGGGACAGAGACAGAGUUAGAAUGGGUAUGAAGGGUUCGUCCCAGGCCAGGGAAAACGACCUUCUGGGGACACAAAAAGGAAGGGGACAUGGACACGGGAAUGGGCAUGGACACCAUUUUGAGCACAGGAGACAAGGGAGUCGUCGUGACAAGGGGCGGCAUGGAAAAGGGUUUCUUCCCGAGCCUGAGCUGAGCUCUGCGUUUAAGGACAGAGAUCUGUUCGAGGAUCCUCCCUCCUCCCCCUCUGCCGCCUCCCCCUCCCUCAGCGUGACCCCACCCGGUGAGGCCCCCUCCCCCAUCACUGCCGUCUUUGGCUCCGGCUCCUCCAUGGUUACCACGGUGAUGAACGAGCAUCCCCCAACGCUGCCCCCGGCCUCCACCAAACCCCAGAGGUCUGGAAGAGGAAAAGGGCAAGGAGAGGUGAUGCCAACGUUGGACAUGGCGCUCUUUGAUUGGACAGACUACGAGGACAUGAAACCUGUGGACACCUGGCCGUCUUCCAAGAAGAAAGACAAGAGGCGGAGUAAGAACCUCAGCAGUGGAAAUGUGACUGUAGACGCCGACGCCAUCGAGCCAUGUGACCACCACCUGGACUGUCUCCCAGGCUCAUGCUGCGACCUGAGACAACACGAGUGCAAACCUCACAACCGAGGCCUCAACAACAAAUGCUACGACGACUGCAUGUGUGAGGAAGGGUUUCGUUGCUAUGCUAAAUUCCAUCGGAAGCGGCGCGUGACCAGGAGGAGGGGUCGCUGCGUGGUCCCAGAGUCAGUCAGCAGUGACCAGGGAGGCUUCAUCACUAUCUGAGGAGGAGGAGAUGGAGGAGGAACAGGAAGAGUGACCCCAUGACAGAGUAGAUCAAGACAUCACAUGACACUGGCAGCAGACCGAGUGCUGAAAGAUGGCGGCUUGCUGGUUUUUUUAAAUCGAUCGGCGUGAAGCACCUGGCAGGUGACCUAACUGGAUGUUUUGUUUCCACCUCAGCUUCUAAACCAGCAAAUCACCAUCUUUAAGCACCUCUUUAGCUCCGUGUCCGUGUUUUUAAAGAAAACAUGAAGAGCGGCUUUUCAGUACUCACUCCGUCCACACGGAGUGUUUUUUUUUCUUUUUUUUUUAAAGAAAAUGUGAUUAUUAUUUGUUUUAAAUUGGUCUA
Molecule: messenger RNA, 1620 nt
Organism: Chelmon rostratus (copperband butterflyfish)
Lineage: Eukaryota; Metazoa; Chordata; Actinopteri; Chaetodontiformes; Chaetodontidae
Gene: draxina
Product: dorsal inhibitory axon guidance protein a
Exons: 7
Coding region: 144-1274 (376 amino acids)
Biological process (GO): Wnt signaling pathway; axon guidance
Cellular component (GO): extracellular region
Source: RefSeq, a predicted model, not a curated record